AUGUGCUCUUUUGUGAGAGUAGGGACCCCCAAGGUGUUGAGAACUUCCUUGGAGCCAGAUACAGCUUUUCCCUUAGAGACGAGUGCUCUUGGAGAAAUAAAGGUGCCUGGAGGGAAAUCUCUUGGCGAGGAGGUUGGACUUCAAAAUGAAGGAAAGGAUGACUUAAGAAACCGGAGGGUCUUCAGGGGAAAAAACUCUCCCUUGCAGUCGGGACUCACUGUAGGAUUAGGAAAAGAUUCCCGCUGUGGGGAGAUCCCUGAGGUUAGUUCUAACUAUGAGAGGAUGGCAUUACCAGAAACAAAAUCUCCACUAAGUAGGAGGUUUGAAAUGGAAUUAGAAAGACAGAAUAUUUCUAGGAUCCCUAUGGAGAGGGGUAAUUUAGGGGUCGAUAGGGUCUCAGCCUCACAGGAUUCAAAACUUUCUCUGGGUGUGUUACCAGGAAGAGUGGGGUUAGGGAAUGAGAGUCUUCUGGCAGGGUAUCCUCAUGGAAAGAUAGCACAGCCUCCACAGGGCACAGUGUGUGGAGGUCCACAAGCUAUAAAUAGCAGGAGAGGUUCUGUGGCUAGUGGCUCUGAAGGGAUUGACGCCUUAGUGGGAAAGCAGCCUGCUUUGGGUAUGGAACAGAGACAAGAACUGGAAAAAGAGUCUACUUGUGUUAUAAUGGAACCCAGCACGGAGAUGAAGCCUCCUGUGGAGGUUGAUAUUGGGCUACCGCAAGCAGAGGAACCAGGUGAAACUGAGAAUACCGAGCCCCAAAUGGGCUUGGUGAUAGAACCUCCCCAAUGCCACCUUGUACAGCAACCUGAAGAGAAAAAGGAGGCUGAGAACAUUGAGCCGGGAGUGGAACCUCCAGAUCGCAUCAGGCCCAUAUACUACGGGAAAUUUUUUGAUCGGACGCCUUGCUGGCCAAGUGCUGGGAAAGUUAUUCCUAUUGGACACAGAGUUGCAACUUGCUUAACUGAAAAACUUCCUAGGCCAAUUACUCCAGAAGAAGCAAAAAAGUAUUACAACUUCAGAUAUCCACCUCCUGGAGCAGAGAGAGUAUUUUAUGGCAGAGCAAAUGAUCCCCAAAUUGCACCUUACUUGACACAUGGAAUAAGAUCUAAAAUUUCAAUACCGGCAAGCACGUUGAUAAACCCACAACCUAUUACCACAUUUCAACAGAAAAUUAAAGAUAAAAAGGAAUCUAUAUAUUUUACCAACCAACGGGCACCAUUAGGGAAAUCGUAUGAUCAAACACCAGCAUUGCCUCAAGGACUGGAUGUAAUCAAUACUACAUUUGGAACGGCAGUUGUCAGAGAAUCCUCUGCUAGAGAUGUGGUGAAUCCACCAAAAUCCUAUGAAGAAGUAUAUAAAGAAAGAAAGGAAGGACAUGAUUUGUAUGUUGUUUCUCACAAUGAUUACUACGUAGGAGAAGCAAAGAACCGAAAAUAUGAUCCAUCAAGUUUCCACAGGUUUAACUUGUAUGGCGUUGCAACACCACAUUUUAAUGAUGGACGAACCAUGGCUAAAACUUUACAUUGGCUCCAUGAACUGCAAAUGAAAAGAGGAGCCAAGAUUGUAUCCAAGAGAGUUGAUGAUUUCAAUGAAAAGUUUCAGCAUAAACUUGGAAAAGUUUUAGAUCCUAUUGCAGAAACAAUGAAUGUUCCCCCAGGCCACACAUUUGGAGCCUGUCUCCAUCCUGAAGAGUAUGGAGCCGGUGACCUCAUCCAUAAUAGACUUCCCAGUGAAUAUCUUCGAGGCAAGGAUAGACAGCGAGCCCUGAUUGCAGCAGUUCGACACCACUUGAAGAAAUUUAAUUACCAAAACUUUGACACUUUGCUGGCAGCCUUUAGGCACUAUGACAAGAAGGGAGAUGGGAUGAUAGAUAAAGCAGAACUGCAGGAAGCUUGUGAACAGGCCAGCCUGCAUUUAGAUGAGACCCUCCUGGACCAGCUGUUUCACUACUGUGAUGUGGAUAAUGACGGCCUUAUUAACUACCUAGAAUUUGCAAAUUUUCUUAACUGGAAAGACAAAAUGCUUCUUAAAGAGUGUGAAGAGAGGGUCAUUAUUAAAGGUAGAAAACCAGAUUGUGCGAACCUGACUGAGGCUAAUGUUGAAGCAUCUGAGGCAACUUUCCUGGUAAAGCCUGAAGAUAUUGUCUUAAAAGAACCGGGAAGCUCAGAGAAGACUCUCCGGACACUUCCGAGACCAAGUGAUAGGGUUUCUAAGCAUUACACAACGACUUCCUCUGAGAUCAGUGCUGUGGUAGGCGCUGUGCCUUCUAUCUGUUACCCUAUUUGUGGCAUACCUACCAUUCGAUCUGAUAUUCCUGCACCCCGAAUUCGUCGCAUCAGUGAUAGAACUAACUAUGGGGAGGAGGGAAAUGCUUACUCGUUACUACAGCCUACCAUUUUUGCCCAGAAAGGAGUGUUUGAAAGAGAUUUCUUCAAGACCAGAUCAAAAGAAGAGAUUGCAAAGAUAUUGUGUAACAUUGGUGUCAAACUUUCUGAUGAGGAAUUUGAAAAUGUAUGGGAUCUCGCAUCAAAAAAGCAUCACAGAGGCGAAGUUUGUGUUGAGACCAUCAGGAAUGUUCUAGAUGAGCUACAGCAUACAGAACGGAUCAAGUACAAAGCAACCAUGUGA
This is a messenger RNA of Lepus europaeus (European hare), 2625 nucleotides long. RefSeq names its product EF-hand domain family member B (gene EFHB). Gene Ontology annotation, molecular function: calcium ion binding. NCBI's taxonomy places the organism in Eukaryota, Metazoa, Chordata, Mammalia, Lagomorpha, Leporidae. The record is from RefSeq and is a predicted model, not a curated record. The transcript is spliced from 13 exons. Bases 1 to 2625 code for a protein of 874 amino acids.